AUGGGACAAGAAAGAGGUGAAUCCAUUGGUUAUCACAAAGAUAACUACCGUGAAACAAUUCAGCAAGGAAAAAGGAGGAUUGAAUGCUCUACCUGUGGGAAAACCUUUGCUAGCAUAUCAACCCUUAAAGUUCAUUGGAAUAUCCACACAGGGGAGAAGCCAUAUGACUGCUUGCUGUGUGGAAAGAGAUUCAGUCAAAGCUCAGCUCUUAUUGUACAUCAAAGAACCCACACAGGAGAGAAACGGUAUAAAUGUUUUGAAUGUGGUAAGAAGUUCGCAUACAGUACAUACCUCAUUGUGCAUCAAAGAAUCCACACAGGAGAGAAACCAUAUAGAUGUCUGGAAUGCGGAAAGAGCUUUUGUAUGAAGUCAAGCCUUAAUAUGCAUCAAAGGACACACACAGGCGAGAAACCGUAUAAAUGUUUGCAGUGUGAAAAGACAUUUCUUGAAAGAUCAGGUCUUAUUAGACAUCAAAGAGUUCACAUAAGGGAGCGACCAUGUCAAUCUGUCAGGUCUGGAAAGGGCUUCAGGCAAAGGGUAAACCUCAUUGUACAUCAAAGAAACCACUUGGGUGAGAAACCAUAUAAAUGUUUAGAAUGUGGAAAGUGCUUCAUGCAGAGUACAAAUCUGACUAGACAUCAAAAAAUCCACACAAGUGAAAAACCAUAUAAAUGUUUAGAAUGUGGAAAGAGAUUUAUGCAGAGCACCAACCUCAUUGGACAUCAAAGAACCCACACAGGUGAGAAACCAUACACAUGUUUGGAAUGUGGAAAGAGCUUUAUGCAAAGUAAAAAUCUCACUAUGCAUCAAAGAACCCACACAGGUGAAAAACCAUAUAAAUGUUCAGUGUGUGGAAAGAGCUUUAGCCAGAAUUCAAGCCUCGCCACCCAUCAAAGAAUUCACACAGGAGAGAAAAUAUAUGGAUGUUCAGAAUGUGGGAAAAAGUUCACACGGAAUGCAAAUCUCAUUAAACAUAGAAUAUUUCACACAGGCGAAAAACCAUACAAAUGUUUGGAGUGUGGGAGGCGCUUCAGUCUGAGCAAAAGGCUUACUAACCAUCAGAGGAUCCACAAAGAUGUGAAACCCUUUAAAUGCCUGGAUUGUGGGAAGAGCUUCUGUCAUAAAAGAAGUCUUAAGAGACAUAAAGAUAUUCAGACAGGGGAAUGCAAAAAAGGUUUCAGUCAGAUGCAGAGCAACCCAAAAAGUCAAACCAAGAAGAAACCUUAUCAGUGCCCCGAGUGCCGAAGCUGCUUCAGUCACAACUCAAACCUUCUUAUACACCAACGAGUUCACACGGGGGAGAAGCCGUUUAGAUGCCAGGAAUGUGGAUUUUGCUUCAGUCAGUACUCAAACCUUACGAGACAUGCAAUUAUUCACACUAGGCAAAAACAGUAGAGAUCUUCAGACUGGCUGGGGAGAGCUCUUGUCUGUAAAUUAGGAAUUAAUAGAGCAUUCACUCAGGUAAGUUGUCUAGAUGCUCAGGUGUGCUGUAAAUCCACUGUAAAAUGUAGAAAUUAAAACCAGCCACAAUACCUUUCCAUGCUUUAUUAGGACAAGAGCAGUGGAGUCAAUAGAAGCCUAACUUCACAUCAUGAAGCCUACACCAGUAUGAAAAUCAGCAGCAGAGAGGUUUGCUCAUUCAGCUCUUUCUCCAGCUCUGUGUCUUACUUGUUUCAUAUGAAAACACCAAAUAAAUGUUUUCGGUAUUGAACAGAGCUGUACCCAUCGAUACUUGCACAUUUGCUUCCUUACCAGUUGAGCAGUUUGGUGAUAUAGUCAAUAAUGUAGAUAUAAAUAACAAUGCAAGUUGCAGAACAUAGCAGAACACUAUGAGGAGAAGAUUUGGGGGAGAAGUUGUGGCUCAGUGGAAGAACAUCUGCAUGCAGGUUCAAUCCCAGCAUCUCCAGUUAAAAAGGGCCAUACAGUAGGCGAAAUGAGAGACCCUGGUACAAGGCAGCUUCAUGUGCGUGUGCACGCGCGUGCACUUGCUAUUUGUUGCUUCAUUUUAUAGCAAUGAAAAUCACUCCUUGUCAUCUCCAUUUGACAUAGUUUAUCAGGUGCAUCUCAGAGGUCCAAAUUUCUUUUUCUGUCCAAGAACUUUUUUCAGUUUUGCCUUACAUUCUAGGCACAAAGGUGUGGCAACAAUUGGGAGGGAAUUGUGUGUGUUGAUUGCAUCAUUUCUUGUGGUUCAAAUGAUUAGCUGGAUAUUGAAACUUAAGUUGUAAUAUGUUUAAGUCUGAAGACAAGCAGUUUCAUUUUAAAAGAGCUGAAAGCGGUCAUAGUAAGUUAUAGCAUAUCCAUUCUGGUUACUCCUGUUUCUCCUGUCCGUUCUCUCAUCAAGCAGAUAUUUUAUUUAAAUACAAAAGGGGGAAAUAUGCAAGAUCAUACAUUAGCAAAAACAAU
Molecule: messenger RNA, 2403 nt
Organism: Eublepharis macularius
Lineage: Eukaryota; Metazoa; Chordata; Lepidosauria; Squamata; Eublepharidae
Product: zinc finger protein 420-like
Exons: 1
Coding region: 1-1395 (464 amino acids)
Biological process (GO): regulation of transcription by RNA polymerase II
Cellular component (GO): nucleus
Molecular function (GO): RNA polymerase II cis-regulatory region sequence-specific DNA binding; DNA-binding transcription activator activity, RNA polymerase II-specific
Source: RefSeq, a predicted model, not a curated record